AUUGUAUCGACAAUAGAUAUACUUGGGAGACAAGAAAGCCCAUUUUUAGGGGACAUUGGAGACAAUGGAACCGAAGAAAGUGGCGAUCAUCGGAGCCGGAAUUAGCGGGCUAGCGGCUUGCAAAUAUAUUCUAUCCAAAGGAUUGGUUCCAAUUGUGUUGGAGGCUAGAGGGGCCAUUGGCGGCGUUUGGAACGAGACACUCAAGUCGACAGUAUUGCAAACGCCUAAACAGAUAUUUCAAUUCUCCGAUUUCUCUUGGCCGAAAUCGGUGACGGAAGAAUUUCCGUUGUAUAAUAAAGUUCUCGAUUACAUCAGAUCUUACGCCGAACAUUUCGGAUUGAUGAAGUACAUCAGACUCAACUCCAGAGUCCUUAGUAUGGAGUAUGAAGGCUUCUCCGACAAGGAGAUUGAAGGUUGGACUCAUUGGGGCAACUCUGGCAACGCCUUUGCUGAACAUAGUAAAUGGAGGAUCAACGUCGUUGACGCUCGGACUAAUGUUCCGCUCCCGGUGGUGGUGGCAGAUUUCGUAGUACUCUGCGUCGGAAGAUUCAGCGAUGUUCCAAAUAUCCCCGUAUUCCCUCCCAAUAAAGGCCCUGAAGCUUUCAAAGCCGGUAAAGUUCUUCACUCUAUGGAGUAUUCCGCCAUGGAUUUCGAAAGUGCUACGAAGCUCAUCAAGGACAAGCAAGUCACUAUCGUCGGUUUCCACAAGUCCGCUCUCGACCUCGCCAUGGAAUGCGCCAAUACCAAUGGCCCUAACAAACCCUGCACUAUGCUUUAUAAAACCAAGCACUGGAUCCCUCCUGAUACUCGUCCAUGGGGGAUUUCUUUUGGUUUUCUCUUCAUGAAUCGAUUUGCUGAGCUUAUGAUUCACAAACCUGGCGAGGGUUUCCUUCUCUAUCUCCUCGCCAUUCUUCUUUCCCCAAUUAGAUGGUUGUUCUCGAAGAUUGUGGAAACCCAUGUGUUGAGGAAAUUAAACUUGGCCAAAUAUGGGAUGGUGCCAGAGCAAAGCUUUCUACAAGACAUUGGCUCCUGUAUAUACUCAGGAUUGCCUGAAAACUUCUACGACAAAGUGGACGAAGGAAGUAUAAUUUUGAAGAAUUCCCCAAGUUUCACCUUCUGUGAAGAGGGUGUCAUGAUCAAAGGAGAAACCAAACCGAUUCGCUCAGAUUUGGUCGUUUUGGCUACUGGAUACAGAGGGGAUUUAAAGCUUAAAGAUAUCUUUGCUUCCCCUACUUUUCGGGAUUACAUGUCUUUUGGUGAUUUAAUAGUUCCCAUGUACAGGCAAUGUAUUCAUCCAAGAAUUCCACAGUUAGCUGUGAUUGGUUUUACAGAAAGCAAUUCAAACUUGUACACCUCAGAAUUAAGGAGCCGAUGGCUGGCGGAGUUUCUAGAUGGCACAUUCAAGCUACCAAGCAUCAAAGAGAUGGAGAAGGACAUAGCUAACUGGGAGAAGUGUCUGAAGCUUUAUUCAGGCCCUGCCUACAAGCGAGGUUGCAUUGCCAUCUUCCAUAAUUGUUAUAAUGAUCAGUUGUGUAAGGACAUGGGAUGGAACCCUAGGAGGAAAAAGGGCUUCUUUGCUGACUUGUUUCUGCCUUAUGGCCCUUUAGACUAUGCCUCCCCUUGAUAAUUUAGAACAAACAAACUUCCCCAUAUCCCUAUGAUAUCCAAUAAAUGUUGCACUCAGCAAUAGUCUAA
This is a messenger RNA of Benincasa hispida (wax gourd), 1695 nucleotides long. RefSeq names its product putative flavin-containing monooxygenase 1. Lineage: Eukaryota; Viridiplantae; Streptophyta; Magnoliopsida; Cucurbitales; Cucurbitaceae. Gene Ontology annotation, molecular function: NADP binding; N,N-dimethylaniline monooxygenase activity; flavin adenine dinucleotide binding. The record is from RefSeq and is a predicted model, not a curated record.